Molecule: messenger RNA, 1937 nt
Organism: Ochotona princeps (American pika)
Lineage: Eukaryota; Metazoa; Chordata; Mammalia; Lagomorpha; Ochotonidae
Gene: CCDC27
Product: coiled-coil domain containing 27
Exons: 12
Coding region: 96-1871 (591 amino acids)
Source: RefSeq, a predicted model, not a curated record
UGUCUGUCCACGCGUGUCCCUGGACACUCUGAGCCACACCAAGAGCAGAUCUGCGGAGUUGUCGCCACUUCUGUGCAAGCAGCCGGGCUUCCCUGAUGUUAUCUCAGAAAACGAAGAAGCUCAGCUGGGGCCCCAACUCCAUGGCCAAGGGCCUGAUGGCGCUGCAGAUGGUGGCCGGCCGGGAUGCCCAGGAGCCAGACUGGAGACUGCGCCAAGCCCAGCACUGCGUCAGGCUGCUCGAGCCUGUCCCCAGCAGCCCUGGGAAGCCUAAGCCUGCUGUGGAGCCGCCUGCAGAGGAGCCGGGGAAGGGGGUACUCCUGCGCCCCGGCUGCCCGCAGUUCAGCACCAGGGCCACAUCCACGUCCCACUUCGAUCCAGCUACCCCGGAGCACCUUCCCCGGGACCUGUGCAUCAGCUCGGAGAUCCGCAGGGCCGAGGACCUGCUCCUGGGCAGACGCGUCUCAGACAGCAGCCAGGACGGCCGCCUCCUCCCAGCCAGUAAGAGCCUGUGCGAGCUAAGGGGCUUGCACAGGACUCAGGAGUCACAGACCUGCAGUCCCAUCCCCAGUGGCUCAGUGGUUGCCGAGAGCCCCCCAACAAAGAGGGUGCCCUGGUACAUCUCGGUCAUUCACGAGAAGGACCACCGCCUGCUCCAGCUGGAGGAGGAGCUCCGGCGCCUGUCCGCACUGGAGACCCAGGUCCGGAAGAAGGACGAGGAGCUGCUGGCGCUGAAGCAGGAGAGGGAAUCCCUGAGCAAGCAGCUGAAGGGCCUUCUCCGGACCAAAGGGCGGCCCUCAGAAGCGACGCUGAAGCUGGGGCAGCUGAGCCUCAUGAAGGCGCCAGAGCGGGACCAGGAGCCACAGCUGCGCACUGAGACACAGGAGGAGUCCCAGGCCUUGCAGGCGGCCAAGGAGCCAGCGCUGGACAGCAUCCAGAAAGAAGAGGGCUUGGACGGGGAGCCUGAGGGCGGGAGAGAGAGGGAGCUAGCCCAGGAGAGAGGUGCUAUGCAGGAGGAAGACCGCAAGGAGGAAGAGGAGGAGGGGCAGGAGGAGGAGGAGCAGGAGCUGAUGGAGGAGGAGGAGGAGGUCUUCAGGCCCCCGGGCUACCCCCUGAUGGAGGCCUUCGAGGAGGAGCUCCUGGCGCAGCUGGAGGAGUACGAGCAGGCCAUCCUGGAGUUCCAGCACGAGCUGGAGCUCUCCAGGAACAGAUACUCGCUGACCACAGGAGCCAUCACCAGCCUGGAGCGGCAGCUGAACUUCCAGGACUUGGAGAUGCGCAGGAUGAACACAGAGAACGAGGCCCUGCAGAAGGAGCUGCGGGAGCGCAAGCAGCAGCUGCGAGCCAUGUCCGACAAGUUCUCCAGCCUCCGGGAAGACAAGAAGCACCAGGAGCUGACAGAUCUCACUGAGAGAGAUAACCUCCUGCUCCGACAGCAAAUGUCAGAGCUGGACAGCGAGCUCACCAGGCGGGGUCUUGUCAUCACCAAACUGGAGGCCAAGGUCAGUGAGCUGCAGGAACAGGUGGACCUGGAUCACAAUCACCUACAGAGGCAGAAGCGGCUGUGGGAAGACCUGCAGGGCCGGAACGAGGUGAUCCGGCAGGCAGAGCAGCAGGCCCGUGUGGCCCUGGAGAGCACCCAGGCCAGGCUCGAGAGACUGAGGAAUAAGAUUCUGCAGGCCGCCUUCAGCGUCACAGGGUUCAAGUCUUCCACCGAGAUCACGGACAGCGACAUCCUGGAAGCCCUGCAGAGGAUCAUCACCGAGCGAAGUGACUUCCACACCCAGUUGAAGCAGAAGGGGGUCAAGGUGCCACCCCUGCAGCAGUCAGAGACCACCCUGCCCAUCAAGUCCAAGAAGACCCCAUCCAAGUAGGCCGGCCGGGGCUGGCCCCCCGCAGCCGGGCGGGGCUGAGUCCCAAUAAACUCGGUGUUGACUGCA